Oryza brachyantha (malo sina) is the source of this 3533-nucleotide messenger RNA. RefSeq names its product calmodulin-binding transcription activator 3-like. The record is from RefSeq and is a predicted model, not a curated record. Gene Ontology annotation, cellular component: nucleus. The transcript is spliced from 14 exons. Gene Ontology annotation, biological process: regulation of transcription by RNA polymerase II. Gene Ontology annotation, molecular function: protein binding; transcription coregulator activity; double-stranded DNA binding. Lineage: Eukaryota; Viridiplantae; Streptophyta; Magnoliopsida; Poales; Poaceae. Bases 226 to 3135 code for a protein of 969 amino acids.
UCACACCCACACCCAGAGAGAGAGAGCGAGCUCCUUCCUUGUUCGUCGAACCUUCUUCGCUCGUCUCCCUUCGAUUCCGUUUAAAUCCUCGCCCGCUUCCCCCUCGCGGUUCGAUCCCUCACACACCGGCGACCGGCGACCGAAGAGGAGGCGGCGGCGGCGGCGGCGGAGGAGUUUUUUUUUUUUGUUGGAGGGUUUUGGUUUUGGUCUGGUGUUGCUGCUGCCAUGGCGGAGGCGCGCAUGUUCCCGCGGCCUAACCAGCCCCCAGAUAUUUCGCAGAUGGUGCUGGAGGCUCAGAAGCGAUGGUUGCGACCCACUGAAAUAUGCGAAAUACUCUCAAAUUACAGGAGUUUUUCUCUCUCACCCGAGCCACCAAACAGGCCCGAAAGUGGUUCUCUUUUUCUAUUUGAUCGCAAAACAUUAAGAUACUUCAGAAAGGAUGGGCAUAACUGGAGGAAGAAAAAAGAUGGGAAGACCGUUAAAGAAGCUCAUGAGAAACUAAAAGCUGGCAGCAUUGAUGUUCUACACUGCUACUAUGCUCAUGGGGAGGAAAACGAGAACUUUCAAAGAAGAACUUAUUGGCUAUUGGAAGAGGAUUUCACACACAUUGUUCUUGUACACUAUCUUGAAGUCAAGGGUUCAAAGCAAAUUAGUCGUGCUAAAGAAGAGAUUAUGCAGUUGUCCGGUGCUGAUAGUCCAUCGUGUUCAAAUUCUAUUACUAGUCAGAACCAGAUGACCCCACAGAUCAUGGAUGCAGCUGAAAGCCCAAUUAGUGGGCAGAUUUCAGAGUAUGAGGGUGCUGAACCAGCAGAUAAUUGCCGAGCAAGCUCCAGAUACCACCCUUUCAUUGAGAUGCAGCAGCCUAUGGAUGGAAUCGUGAUGGAUGACAUUUUAUACCCUUCUGCUUCAGCCAUCUGUAACCAAGGUUAUCAUGGUGAUUUGCUGCCAGGAACAUCUAAUCUAAACAGCCAUUCAUUUACUCACAGUGACAUAGCUAGAAUGUUUGAUGAGCCUUUCUCAGGAUAUGCCAAUGGAUUCACGGAGCCAACUCUUCAUUCUUCAUUUUCCAUGAUAGAGGCUAACAAUCUGGAGGAUAGCUCUCUUCUGGAGACAUUUACAUCUGAAGCUCUUUACACUAACAACCUUAGCCAGAAGGAAGCUGAUGCACUGAGUUUUGCAGGCAUACAAUCGUCACAGGUCAAUGGUAAUAAAUAUACUGAAGGAAGCACCAAACAUUCACUCCUGAAGCAAUUGUCAGUAGAUCUAUUUAAGAUCGAGUCUACUGGUUUAAAGAAACAUGACAGCUUUUCAAGGUGGAUGAGUAAAGAACUUGGAGAGGUGGUUGAUUUGGAUAUCAAAUCAAGUUCUGAUGCAUUCUGGAGUAGCAGUGAGAUUGUGAACGCUGCUGAUGGUCCUAGUGCUCCAACUAACGGACAGCUAGAUGCGUAUGUAGUGAGCCCUUCACUUGCGCAAGACCAACUAUUCAGCAUUCUUGACAUUUCACCAAACUGCUCAUAUAUUGGUUCAAAGACAAAGGUUUUGGUUACUGGUACAUUCUUGGCAGAGAAUGUGGAAAAUUGCAAGUGGUCAUGCAUGUUUGGGGAUGUUGAAGUACCAGCUGAGGUUUUAGCUGAUGGUGCCCUACGCUGCUAUGCACCAGAACAUCAAUCUGGAAGAGUUCCCUUUUAUGUGACAUGCUCAAACAGGAUCGCUUGUAGUGAAGUGCGGGAAUUCGAGUACCGGGAUUCUGAUGCUCAGUACACAGAGGCAUCCGCAUCACAUUCUCAAGCCAAUGUUAUAAAUGAAAUGCAUCUACAAAUUCGUCUUGAGAAGCUACUCUCUUUGGGACCAAAUGACAAUCAACUGCUUGUUUGUGGAAAUGAGAAACAUGAGUUAAUCAAUGCUAUAAACUCCCUAAUGCUAGAUGAGAAAUGGUCAGACCAGGAAUCACCGUCUGGCUUGACAGAUGAUCUCACUACAACGAACCAAAGUUUAAAGAAAUUGGUGAAAGAAAAGCUUCAUUGCUGGCUUAUUUGUAAAAUAAGCAAUAGUGAGAAGGGCCCAAAUGUGCUUGGGAAGGAGGGGCAGGGUGUAAUUCAUCUGGCGGCUGCCCUGGGUUAUGAUUGGGCUAUAAGACCGAUACUUGUUUCUGGUGUCAAUAUAAACUUUCGGGAUGCUCAUGGAUGGACUGCACUUCAUUGGGCUGCAUCUUGUGGAAGAGAGCGGACAAUAGGCGUCCUUAUAGCAAACGGAGCUGCAGCAGGUGCAUUAACAGAUCCUACUUCUGAAUUUCCUUCUGGAAGAACUCCAGCCGAUUUAGCCUCUACAAAUGGACACAAGGGAAUUGCUGGUUUUCUUGCGGAAUCUGCUUUGACAAGCCAUCUAUCAGCACUUAGCAUAAAGGACUCAAAAGAUAGCAGUGUGGGAGAAGCUUGUGGAUUAACUAUUGCUGAAGAUUUCCCUCAAACUAGUUAUGCUCAGCUUGCUGUAGAGGAUUCUCAUGCUGAUCCAUUAAAGGAUUCGUUAAGUGCUGUUCGUAAAUCCACUCAAGCUGCUGCUAGGAUAUUCCAAGCCUUCAGGGUGGAAUCAUUCCACAGAAAGAAGGUUGUGGAAUAUGGAGAUGAGGACUGUGGGUUAUCUGAUGAACACACACUUUCACUUAUAUCUCUUGGAAAUGCCAAACAAGGGCAACAUGAUACACAUUUGCAUUCUGCUGCUGUCCGUAUCCAAAACAAGUUCCGAGGAUGGAAAGGAAGAAAGGAGUUUAUGAUCAUUCGCCAAAGAAUCGUCAAACUACAGGCUCAUGUACGGGGACAUCAAGUGAGGAGAAACUAUAAAAAAGUAGUCUGGUCAGUUGGUAUUGUUGAGAAAGUUAUACUGAGAUGGAGGAGAAAGAGACCUGGCUUGCGUGCCUUUCGACUUGAGAAACAGUUAGAAAGCCAGUCACAAAUCCAACCUGCAAAAACAGAGGAUGAAUACGAUUUCUUGCAGGAUGGCAGAAGGCAGGCUGAAGCCAGACUACAAAGAGCACUGGAACGUGUGCGCUCUAUGACUCAAUACCCAGAAGCAAGAGAACAGUACCACAGGCUUACAACUUGUGUUGCUGAAAUGCAACAGUCCAGGGUACUACACUAGCAAGCACCAAUUUUGUCCAUAGAUGUUACAAUAAGAGGUGAUGCAGGACGAGAUGCUAAGUGAGGCAGCUGGUGCUGAUGGAAGUGAUUUCAUGCUGGACUAGAGGACUUGAUAUGCAGAGACGAUUCCCAGAUGUCUGCCAUUUGGUGAUAUUGAAGUUGUUAGAUCAGUUAGGCUGAUCAUUGCCAUAUUAGCCUUGUAAAUUCUUCCGUGGUAGUUCACUCAUUGCUUAAUAUCUAGCUCUCAUGCUGUUAGUACUAUAUAACUCCCUGCACUGAUCAUAAAUAGAAUAUUUUUCCUCCUGUAUAUUACCGGCAGGCUGUGCUCCAGUUGUUCAGUUUACUUGGUAUGCAUUAUCUGGACAAUGGAAUAUAAGAAUUUUUAUUUGUUUUUUUAAA